Cercopithifilaria johnstoni is the source of this 1428-nucleotide messenger RNA. Lineage: Eukaryota; Metazoa; Nematoda; Chromadorea; Rhabditida; Onchocercidae. The record is from the annotation of a GenBank genome assembly.
AUGAAACAGCUAAAUUUUUGGCGUGAACCAACAGAUAUUGGACAUGCUGUGGAUAUUAUGCUGCAACCAUCGAUGCUUCAUUCAUUAACAGAUCUUUUCACGGCAAAUAAUAUCACCUUUAAAGUAAUUAUCGAUGAUGUUAAGAAAUUGAUAUAUGAACGAGAAGGUCAACCAAGGAAAAAUGCUUUGCGAAAUUAUGGAACGGCACAUAGUUCAAUAAUGAAAUCAUUCUUGAAACGCUCGAAAGAUGUGAAUUCGAUUAGCAGUAAAGCAAAAUAUGACUUUGGUGAUUAUCACUCUUAUCAUAUCAUCUCAUCAUGGCUUAAUGAUAUCGAACGUUUCUAUCCAAAUAUCGCAAAAGUUUUUACUAUUGGACAAACAUUUGAAGGACGAAACAUUAAUGGCAUUAAAAUUGGAAAUCCAAUUGAUAGAACAGAUAAGCGAAUAGUUUGGAUUGAUGGUGGAAUUCAUGCCCGUGAAUGGGCUGCUAUUCAUACUGUAUUAUAUUUUAUUGAACAGUUAAUAUCACAAUAUGGAAUUGAUCCACAAAUUACAUCAUAUGUUGAUAGGCUUAAUUUCUACUUUGUGCCAGUUGUUAAUCCGGAUGGUUAUGAAUAUUCAAGAUCCGAUCAAUCACCACAAGCAAGACUUUGGAGGAAAAAUCGUGAUAAGAAAGAAUGUUUUAAAGAUCGCUGGCGUCGUACACGUUGUUGUGUUGGAGUUGAUUUAAAUCGAAAUUUCGAUUUUUAUUGGGGAGAAAUUGGAUCAAGUUCACAUAUCUGUUCCGAAAUUUAUCGUGGGAGCGAACCAUUUAGCGAAUUUGAAACAAGAGCAAUACGCGACAAAUUAUUAUCAGUGGAGAUGUACGGUAAAGUUGAUGCCUUUAUCACAUUGCAUACAUAUAGCCAAAUGUGGAUUCAUCCAUACAGCCAUCAACGUCAUGCAUUUCCCAAUGAUGUCAAUGAUCUUCAAGAAGUUGGAAAAGAAGCAGUAAAAGCACUGGAAAAUGUUUAUGGAACAAAAUUUCGAUUUGGUUCAGGCGCUGAUAUACUAUAUCCUUCAUCAGGUGGCUCAGAUGAUUGGGCUAAAUUAAAAGCUGGAGCAAAAUUUGUAUAUCUACUUGAGCUAAGGCCAAGUGAAAGUGAUUUUGGUGGAUUCCUCUUAGAUCGUCGACAAUUAAUACCAACCGGUCGGGAAACAUGGGCAGGUGUACGGGUUGUCAUCGAUGCAAUUUUACGAUCGCAAGGAAUAGAAGCACCAGCAACAAUUAACAUCGAUACACGGCCUAAAUUUCAACAACUUCAAAACAGAACAUGUACUGAUAGAUCACCAUGGUGUGCCACUUGGAUUGAUAUCGAUCCGCAUAUUUGUUUGACAGCUAAAUCGUAUAUGAGAGAGCAAUGCUCCCUAUCAUGUCGUUUUUGUUGA